GUCCUGUGCUUCACGAUGCUGGGGCUGGGCUGCACGGUGGAGGUCAGUCAGCUGGGAGAGCACAUCCGCAGACCCAUCGGGGUGCUGCUGGCGCUGGUGUGUCAGUUUGUGAUCAUGCCCUUGGUGGCCUUCCUGCUGGCUUUAGCCUUCUCUCUGAAUGGUGUGGCAGCGAUGGCCGUUCUGCUCUGUGGCUGCUGCCCGGGAGGAAACUUGUCUAAUAUCAUGUCUCUGCUGGUGCACGGGGAGAUGAAUCUAAGCAUCAUCAUGACCAUAUCCUCCACUCUGUUGGCGCUCGUGCUGAUGCCGCUGUGUCUGUGGAUCUACAGCCGGGCCUGGAUCAACACGCCUGUGGUCAACCUCAUGCCGUUCGGGGCCAUCAUCCUGACCCUGUGCAGCACUCUCAUCCCCAUCGGUUUAGGAGUUCUGCUGAGGUACCGCUACACGCGCGUGGCCGACAUUGUUUUGAAGGCCUCCCUGUGGUCUCUGCUCGUCACCCUCUUGACGCUCUUCAUCCUGACCGGAGCGAUGCUGGGGCCGGAGCUGCUGUCCACCAUCCCGCCCUCUGUCUACGUGGUGGCGGUGCUGAUGCCUCUGUGUGGCUACGCCGCAGGUUACGGUCUGGCCGUGCUCUUUGACCUGCCGCCCAACUGCCGCCGGUCGGUCUCCCUGGAGACCGGGUGCCAGAACGUGCAGCUGUGCACCGCCAUCCUGAAGCUGGCCUUCCCCCCUCAGCUGAUAGGAGGGAUGUACAUGUUCCCGCUCUUGUACGCCUUGUUCCAAGCGGCCGAGGCCGGCAUCUUCAUCCUGGCCUACAGGAUGUACAGGAAGGAGUCCCUGCACAAACCGGAGCGGAUGGGGGACGGCGAGGACACAGACAUAACAUAUCAAAGGUUUAAUGAUGAUGAGGACUUUGACUCAUCUUAUGGUGCUGUGACAGUGAGUGACCCAAACACCAUCAUGUUGGACCCCUGUCCUCCAGAUCCGACCCCUGUUUAA
Seriola dumerili (greater amberjack) is the source of this 996-nucleotide messenger RNA. It is a transcript of the gene slc10a4, whose product is annotated as solute carrier family 10 member 4. The record is from RefSeq and is a predicted model, not a curated record. Gene Ontology annotation, cellular component: membrane. NCBI's taxonomy places the organism in Eukaryota, Metazoa, Chordata, Actinopteri, Carangiformes, Carangidae. The transcript is spliced from 3 exons. Gene Ontology annotation, molecular function: bile acid:sodium symporter activity. Gene Ontology annotation, biological process: bile acid and bile salt transport. Bases 16 to 996 code for a protein of 326 amino acids.